AUGGCACCGUAUGAAGCUCUUUAUGGAAGAAAGUGCCGAUCACCAAUAUACUGGGAUGAAAUAGAAGAAAGAAAGGUUUUAGACCCAACUGCAGUACCAUGGAUCGAGGAUGCGUAUGAGAAGGUGAAAGUGAUACAUCAGAGGCUUCAGACAGCGCAAAGUCGACAGAAGAGCUACGCCGAUAAUCGACGAAAGGAUUUGGAGUUUGAAGUUGGAGACAAGAAGUAUCAUCCAGACCCCACUCAUGUACUGAACCCAGAAGAAAUUGACAUUGAUGAAUCGCUGACUUACGAAGAAAGGCCGGUACAGAUCUUAGAUCGAAAAGUAAAGGAAUUAAGGACUAAACAAAUACCCUUGGUAAAGGUUUUGUGGAGAAAUCAUGAGGUAGAGGAAGCUACUUAG
Messenger RNA from Coffea arabica (coffee), 402 nucleotides. The record is from RefSeq and is a predicted model, not a curated record. Lineage: Eukaryota; Viridiplantae; Streptophyta; Magnoliopsida; Gentianales; Rubiaceae.